UGGGUCAGUCAUGCACGGCUGCCGCACUCCUCCGGUCGGCGUGUUCGCGGACGGCAGCAUCCCGGCCGGAGCGCGGAUCGGUCCGGUACCCGGAAUCUUUCGGCUGGGCAAGUGCGCAUCUGACCGGAAAGAGGUCGGAGUUAAAAAGAAGGUGCGGAUGGUGAGAGGAGAAUUGGUGGAUGAAUGCGGUGCUGCUGUAUCAGACUGGAUUUUAUUAAUAAGAUCUGCUCGGAGCAGCCAAGAACAAAACCUGGAGGCUGUGUCAGAUUUACCUGGCGGACAGAUAUUUUACCGGGUUCUGAGGGAGAUCUCGGCCGGUGAGGAGCUUAGUGCUUGGUACUCCGAGAGCCUGGCACAGUGGUUCCAUAUACCCACCACUGCCACACCCACCCACGACGAGAGAGGUGAAGAGCGCUACAUCUGCUGGUACUGCUGGCGGAUUUUCCGUUACCCAAACACACUAAAGGCGCACGUGCACUUCCACUGCGCUCUCAACACCAGAGCACCCGUGGGCCAUGACCACGCGCCACGAGGACCCAACAACAACUUCAGUCGCUCUCCAAAGUCAGGUGACAUCCCGAGCGGUGCCAACACGUCACCGUUUACCAACAAGGCAGCUUUACCGCGGCGAAGUAGCCGGGAGGAUCAGGACCGAGCGCUCGACAUGAGCGUGACCUCUACGGCGAGACAUCAUCCCGGACUCGUCGGCGGGAGCUCAUGUGUGCCGUUCCAGCCUGGCGCACAGUCGGCAUUCAUACCCGCGGGACUCAACAAAAUGUUCUCCUCACCUGAAGAGGUCGCUAACGAAGACGGAAAAGCGGAUGCCCUCGGCUUCAGCAAGCUAGCUUAUGCCCCGAAGGGUGGGCGCGCCCCUGCAGAUCCGUUGCCUCCUCUGCCGCGAGGGUUUUCGUUACUGUCACAUUUUGAGGAGACCUCAGCAUUCAAGCAUGUACCUCCUGGAACACGGUACCCUAAUAUCCCGCCCGGGUUCCCCCUCGAGCGUUUCUCAUUGCCCCCGUCUUAUAACGGAGACUGUGGCAGCAUGCCCAUCGUGCCCUUCACUGUAUAUAAUGGGGAGCUGCUCUACGGGUCGCCAUAUUACCCGCUCAAAUUUCACCUUCUCCGCUACCCGGAUUCUGUUUCUUCAUACUUCGGUGGUCCAGCGCUUGGCACUGAUGUGAAUCCAGCCUGCAGCUCGGUGGACAGGGACAUGUCCGCACACGUCGACAAAACACGAGCCAGACUCGAGCCCAUGCCCUCCAUGACACACCCAGCAGUCUCGACUGGCACAAACGUGGUCAUGGGCAAACCCAAAAAGGGUCACUUGUGUCUGUACUGUGGAAAACUGUACUCCCGGAAGUAUGGACUUAAGAUCCACAUGAGGACGCACACCGGGUACAAACCGCUCAAGUGUAAAGUCUGCUUCCGGCCUUUUGGUGACCCGAGCAACCUCAACAAACACGUACGCUUGCAUGCCGAGGGAAACACGCCCUACCGGUGCGACUACUGCGGCAAGGUGCUGGUACGCCGCCGAGACCUCGAGCGCCACAUCAAGUCCAGGCACCCAGGACAACAGGGCAUCAAAAAGAGGUCACCCGAGGAAGACAUGCACCCGGACGAUCAUACCGAGGAACAAAAAAGUGAUGAGGAUAGCGAUGUGGACGUGUGCUUUACGGACGAUCAAAGUGACCAAGAGCUGAGUCAAAAACUAUAG
This is a messenger RNA of Trichomycterus rosablanca, 1714 nucleotides long. RefSeq names its product PR domain containing 13 (gene prdm13). The record is from RefSeq and is a predicted model, not a curated record. Bases 11 to 1714 code for a protein of 567 amino acids. The transcript is spliced from 4 exons. Gene Ontology annotation, cellular component: nucleus. Gene Ontology annotation, molecular function: protein binding; RNA polymerase II transcription regulatory region sequence-specific DNA binding; DNA-binding transcription factor activity, RNA polymerase II-specific. Lineage: Eukaryota; Metazoa; Chordata; Actinopteri; Siluriformes; Trichomycteridae. Gene Ontology annotation, biological process: regulation of transcription by RNA polymerase II; embryo development.